This is a messenger RNA of Linum tenue, 492 nucleotides long. The record is from the annotation of a GenBank genome assembly. NCBI's taxonomy places the organism in Eukaryota, Viridiplantae, Streptophyta, Magnoliopsida, Malpighiales, Linaceae.
UCAUUCUUCAGCCGCAAACGCCACCACCAACGCCGCUGCGUCUGCCGCAGUACAUUGUUGUUUCCCAUUAGAGCACUGCAGCAGAAGAUCAAAGAACUGGUCAUGGAAUCCCCCGCUCAUAAUUUCGGUGGUGUUUGCUACAAAGUCCUGUAUUAUGGAGCUGAAAACUUGAGAACGAUACAACAGGUGCUGGAAAUCACGAUGAUUGAACAGCUGGGAAGGGCCAUAGAUUUGAAGGAGAUGGAUUGCGUAAGGAUUCAUCGGCCUGGAAUUUCAAGAGAAGUGCUUUUUAGAACCGAGAAACUUACCAUCAAGCUUCUUUCAGGGUCAUCCACCGGCAAGAAGCAUGAGGCGACUCGCCUGCCUCUUCCCAAACCGAGGAACGUGCAGCCGCCACUGACUGCAAUUUCAGAACUUGAGAUGCUGGUUUUUCUACCACCUAUUGAUGAUCUUCACCUCAUCUACAGCAUGAUUAGAGUGCAUUUGCUUUAA